AUCAUAUUAUAUAAUAUCCUAUAUUACAUCCUCUAUCUCAUCUUUCUUCUCGUGUAAUGCCCUCUGCUGCUCCCUCCACUAGAAGAGAGUUGCCUGGCUUGACUGUUAAGGUCUACAAUGGGAAAAACCUCAGGUUGCCCUUCAGCUUGAUUUCCAACGAGUUCAUUCUCAGAAAAAUCAGCGACUGCGCUUACAACUGUGAUACAAAUCUUCUCAAUCAAAACAUAAAACAACACAUAUCCAACCAAGAUGAAUCUCUCAAUUCCGCCAUAAAAAACAUCAACCUCAACAGCAACACUAACCCAAAUGCCACCAACCAUGCCACCAACCACACCACCACCAAUUCCAACAACCACAACAGAAUCAAUCUGUCCAUCCUCGACGAAAAUAUAGACUCCCCCCAUACAAUCCAUUCCUCAGACUCCAUACAAAACAACAUUGACACAAAUGAUCCAUCAAAUAUCAGCUCAAACAACGUGAACUCAAAUAAACAGCCCUAUCUAUCUCCAGAGGCUGCCACCUCUUGUUUACCUUCCAUAAUAGCUGUCCCCAACACUGUUCAAAACAACAACAACUCCACCAACUCCCACCCUUCUCCUAACCCAAACCACAACAACCUCAUCAAAAACCCAUUAAUCUACAUGACAAUAGAAUACGAUAAAACGGUUUCUCUAGUUGAACCUUCCUCCGGUCUCAUCAAAAACCCUACUUUCAAUAACGUUUCAAACUUCGAUGUCAUCAGAAAUGGCCUCCUCACAAUCCAACUCUUUGUCAAAAUCCCAAACAUCCUAAUUCCAAAGGACAUCAACUCAAUCUACAAAAACAAAAAUAACUUCAACCUAAAAACUCCCUCCCAACAAAUCCUCAUCGGCACUGCUAGAAUCCCCCUAAACCUAAACAACUUCUCUUCCAAAAAGAGACUUCUCAACCACGAAUGGCUAAAACUAAUCAACGACAACGUAAUCAACGGCUAUAUCUCAAUAACAAUAGAAUACAAACCUUCCUCAACUAACCUUUCAAAAUCCCUCUCAAUCGACCAAUUCGACCUCCUAAAAGUCAUCGGCAAGGGUUCCUUUGGAAAAGUAAUGCAGGUCCGUAAAAAGGACACUCAAAGAAUCUACGCCCUCAAAUCAAUCAGAAAAGCUCACAUUGUAUCAAGAAUGGAAGUCAUCCACACCCUAGCUGAAAGAACUGUCCUUGCUAAAAUCAACAACCCCUUCAUUGUCCCUCUAAAAUUCUCCUUCCAAUCAAAUGAAAAACUAUACUUUGUCCUAGAUUUCAUCAAUGGCGGUGAAUUGUUCCAUCACCUACAAAAAGAAGGUAAAUUCACCCUAAAUAGAUCAAGAUUCUACACCGCUGAACUUCUAAUCGCCCUAGAAAGUCUCCAUUCUCUAAAUGUCAUUUACAGAGACCUAAAACCUGAAAACAUCCUACUAGACUACCAAGGUCACAUUGCUUUAUGUGACUUUGGUCUUUGUAAGCUAAAUAUGAAAAAUAGCGAAAAGACUAACACCUUUUGUGGUACUCCAGAAUAUCUAGCCCCAGAAUUAUUAUUAAACAAAGGCUAUACAAGAUCCGUCGAUUGGUGGACUCUAGGUGUCCUCCUAUAUGAAAUGUUAACCGGUUUACCUCCCUUUUAUGACGAAGACGUUCCCAAAAUGUACAAAAAAAUCUUAUACAACCCCUUAACUUUCCCAACAAACUUCGAUCCCCUAGCAAAAGAUCUAAUUUCAAAUCUAUUGAGCAGAGACCCUGAAAAGAGAUUGGGUAACGGCGAAAAUGGUGCAAAUGACAUUAAAAAUCAUAAAUUUUUUCAAAUUAUCGAUUGGAAUAAAUUGGUCGAAAAAAAAUACACUCCCCCUUUCAAACCACCCGUUAGUGACGCCUUUGAUACAAGUAAUUUCGAUAUAGAGUUCACAAGCGAAAGACCCGCCGAUAGUCUUGUCGACGAUUAUUUAAGUAAAAGUGUUCAAAAACAAUUUGAAGGUUGGACUUAUAUUGGUGAAAGUAGAUUGGCCUGAUUUUUUUCAUUAUUUUUAUCUUCAUUUAUCAUUCACCAUUUACCAUUUUUUAAUUUACAUCACAUUUACAUUUAAACUCACAAUAACAUUAAAAGAAAAACAAGACAUAAAUACAUAAAUACAUAGAAUUUCAAUCAAAAUCAAAAAAAGCACUAAAAUCAAAAAUGAGAAAAUGAGAAAAUGUUUAUAUAUUUUUUUAACCAUUUGUUUACUUACUUAUUUACCUAUUUACCUAUUUACCUAUUUACUUAUUUAC
This is a messenger RNA of Ascoidea rubescens DSM 1968, 2277 nucleotides long. RefSeq names its product Pkinase-domain-containing protein. The transcript has a single exon. Gene Ontology annotation, molecular function: ATP binding; protein serine/threonine kinase activity. The record is from RefSeq and is a predicted model, not a curated record. The coding region runs from base 57 to 2021 and encodes 654 amino acids. NCBI's taxonomy places the organism in Eukaryota, Fungi, Ascomycota, Saccharomycetes, Ascoideales, Ascoideaceae. Gene Ontology annotation, biological process: protein phosphorylation.